Molecule: messenger RNA, 1896 nt
Organism: Balaenoptera musculus (blue whale)
Lineage: Eukaryota; Metazoa; Chordata; Mammalia; Artiodactyla; Balaenopteridae
Product: lysocardiolipin acyltransferase 1-like
Cellular component (GO): endomembrane system
Molecular function (GO): acyltransferase activity
Source: RefSeq, a predicted model, not a curated record
AUGACAUCCCAACCACUCAGGGUACUCAAGGACCAGCUCACCCGCCGACAGACUAGACCCAGCAGCCACAACCGGGACCCUUUUACCCCUGGUCUCCUCCAGACUCGAAUGCCUGGCCAGAGUGCCCCAAAUGGGAAUGUGAUGGUCAUUCUCACCUGGUAUUGUAAUGAAGAAAAAGCUAGAAUCCUAGAUCAGGCCAGAACAGUGGCUGAUGAACUGCGGUGGAUGGAUGCCAACCUGGCCCCUGCAGAAGAGGCAAUCCCCUCUGCAAAGCUGGAUUGGGACCCCAACACAAAUGCAGGGAGAAAACAGCUUUUAGGGAUAACUGGGGUUUGCCAGAUCUGGAUUCCCAUUUAUGGGAAUCUGGCCCGACCCCUAUAUGAAAAACUAAAAGGGAAAGAAGGGCCACUUGACUGGGAUAAGACCUGUAAGGUGGCCUUUAAUACUCUGAAAGAGGCCGUCACUAUAGCCCCAGCUUUAAGCCUCCUAAACCUAGAAAAGCCUUUUAGGUUGUAUGUCUCUGAACGGGUGGGAACCGCUUUGGGGAUGUUGGGACAAAUGGUGGGGCCUGUAUUACAGCCUGUGGCCUACCUCUUGAAACAACUAGACAAGGUGGCCAAAGGCUGGCCCGCUUGCCUCUGGGCAGUAGCAGUCACCGCUCUUAUGGUUAAAGAGGCCUCUAAAUGGACCCUGGGUCAACCCACCACAGUGCACACGCCCCACCAGGUGCAAGCAGUCUUAGAGACUAAAGGGGAUAGAGGAAUGGCGGGAGGGAUGGGGAAGCAUUUUUGGAGAGGGAUUUACUUUAUACUCACUCUAUUUUGGGGAAGCAUCUUUGGAAGCAUUUUCAUGUUAGGUCCCUUUUCACCUUUGAUGUUUGUAAACCCAUCUUGGUGUCACUGGAUCAACAACUGCCUUGUGGCAACCCGGCUCACACUACCUGUGGCACUGCUGGAGACCAUGUUUGGUGUAAAAGUGAUUAUAACAGGUGAAGCAUUUGUUCGUGGAGAAAGAACUGUUAUCAUGAAUCAUCCAACAAGAAUGGACUGAAUAUUUCUGUGGAAUUGUCUGAUGAGACAUAACUACCUCAGAUUAGAAAAAAUUUGCCUCAAAGCCAGUCUCAAAAGUAUUCCUGGAUUUGGUUGGGCCAUGCAGGCUGCUGCCUAUAUCUUCACUCACAGGAAAUGGAAGGAUGACAAGAGUCAUUUUGAAGACAUGACUGAUUAUUUUUGUGAUAUGCAUGAACCACUUCAACUCCUCAUAUUCCCAGAAGGGACUGAUCUCACAGAAAAUUGCACGGCUCGAAGUAACGAAUUUGCUAAAAAGAAUGGACUUCAAAAAUAUGAAAAUGUCUUACAUCCAAGAACUACAGGCUUUACUUUUGGCAGACUAAGAGAAGGUAAGAACCUAGACGCUGUCCAUGACACCACGGUGUCAUAUCCUCAUAUCAUUCCUCAGACAGAGAGGCAACUCCUCCUCAAGGACUUUCCCAAGGAAAUCCACUUCCACGUCCACCGAUACCCAGUGGACACCCUCCCCAAGUCCAAGGAGGACCUCCAGCUCUGGUACCACAAGUGGUGGGAGGAGAAAGAAGAGAGGCUGCACUCCUUCUACUGGGGGGAGAAGACUUUUUACUUUAUGGGACAGACUGUAAUUCCACCUUGCAAGUCUGAGCGCAGGAUCCUUCUGGUCAAAUUGCUCCCUGUACUGUACUGGACCCUGUUCAGCCCUGCAGUGUGCCUGCUCAUCUAUUUGUACAGUCUUGUUCGGUCGUAUUUUAUAAUCAUCAUUAUCAUCUUCGUGCCGCGGGAGAGAAUAUUUGGUGAACUGGAGAUCACUGAACUUGCAUGUUUUUUAGACAAACAGCCACAUUUAAAUACAAAGAAAAAUGAGUAA